UGGGAUUUGAUCGUUUACGUCUGGAGUCCCGUUCCUCACAUCACGUAGUGAAUCGCCAUAAUUCCCCACAAGAAUAAAUCUGACCUGUUCAGUGUGACGAAUUAUAAAGAUUAAUAUAAAUCGAUAGACCGUCUAUCCUGUACAGCGCGUGUUUGGUCUCCUGCGUUACACUUGCCCAUAGGCGUUUAACGCUGGAUAGUAACCAUCGUUUCUGAGAAAGCACUGUUCUACAGUAACCUAAACCAAUGAACGAGAGUGUUGGCUUCUACAUUCCCCUUGGUGUUGUCUCCGCCUUUUGGUUUCUUGUUGGUGUCCUGGGCCCUGUUUUUGUACCGAAAGGACCUAGCAAAAUGCUCUUGUCUGUAUCGAUUGUGCUUACUGCUGUCUGUUGUUAUUUGUUUUGGAUAGGAUUUUACCUUGCACAGUAUCAUCCUUUUUUCGGACCUUCAUUGAAAACAGGAUCAAUAAGAAUUAUCCAACAGCAGUGGACGGUAAUAGCUUUGAUAAUUUACGCAACUAUAAACACGGUUUUUUUUCUUGUUAAUAAAGUUGGGGACGUCGAAGAUAUUGUCUUAUGCGGUUAAAUAAUUGUAGUCGCCAACAGAAAUUUCUCGAGCAAAUAAGUGUGUACUACUUUUUUCAGCCAGUUGCCAGCUGUAUUUCUACCUAUGAUAAUUCCUAUGUCAUCUAAUCGUAGUAAUGUCAGCAGUAUGUCUUCACUUCUGGACUUAUCUCUUCAAGCGAUCUGGCUAACAUAUCAGGAUUUCCCGAGUUGGUUUUCAAACCCAAAUAACGUUUCACAGUCAUGAAAAAAUCAAACCACUGCCUAGAUUGCAGACAGAUAUAGUAACUGAUUUAUAAGUCGGACUUGCGGAUCACUAUCUAGAUGAACUUUUCCCCAUUGAUAUAGCUGGUCGAAAACUGGCUCCGGGUAGACUUAUUUGCUUCGUGUUGUUUCAUAGAUAAACUGGUAGAUAACGCAAAUAGGUUUAAGAAGAACCUAUCUCAAUAAGUAGAAUUCUCUGUUACAAUUCAGUUGAUUGUUUACUUUACCGUAAAUUAUUUAUAAAGUAGAGGAAUGAAUUAUCUUUUCAUUUUUUUUGUUGUUAUUUUUGAUUCACUUCCAUGGAAAAAAAAACUCAGAGAACUGAUGUUUUUAUGCUAAUUUUUUAAGUUUCUAUUUUCUACUUUGUUUAUUGAUCGCCUUUUUUUUGUUUUUAAAAUAUGAUUGAUUAUAAGGUUAUUAAUUGAUUUUUCUUGAUUGAAUAAUAAAUUUUCUGAUCUAUCGAUUACUAAUAAUAGUGACUUGUUGAAAUAUCUUUGCUUUUUGAAUGUAAUUAGAUUUGCUCCGUUUACUUUCUGAGGAUAGGAUUGUGUUCUGUAGUCAAUAUAUUUUAAAUAUGUAUAAUCUGGGUGUCAUUGUAUUAGUGUUAUAACUUGUGACUGCCGAUUAGAGAGCAGUGACUUAUCGAUCGGAUCAAUGACGCGUAAAUCCCGUACGAGCAGUUUAGAUUCCUGAUUGAUCCUACUUCCCGCCUAGCCCAGCCAGUUAAGUUCAAAACGUCAAACCGAAUCUCUGCAAUAUGAAUCAUUAUAUUUCAAACAUACUGAGUUUAUAUACCAAUCAAACAAACCACAACGCACCAAUAAAUUAUGAAACAACAUUUGU
This is a messenger RNA of Schistosoma spindalis, 1669 nucleotides long. NCBI's taxonomy places the organism in Eukaryota, Metazoa, Platyhelminthes, Trematoda, Strigeidida, Schistosomatidae. The record is from the annotation of a GenBank genome assembly.